CCGACCUCCAGAGGCGCCUGACGGCCGGCGACUGCUGGGUCCGCCGCGGGACCCGCCUCUAUGACCUGAGUGACUUCGUGCGACACCACCCGGGGGGCGAGCAGCUGCUGCGGAUGCGGGCUGGGCAGGACAUUAGCGCCGACCUGGACGGGCCUCCGCACCGACACUCGGCCAACGCGCGCCGCUGGCUGGAGCAGUACUAUGUGGGCGAGCUGCGACGGGACCCACAGGGUCCCUCGGAGAAGGAUGCCCCUGCCCCAUGCUCUGCAGAGAAGCAGAAGGCGGGCCCCGACAUGGAAGUGAGGCCGCGUGAAGCGGAGUGGGAACAGGACCUGGUGGACUGGCAGAAGCCGCUGCUGUGGCAGGUGGGCUACUUGGGAGAGAAGUAUGAUGAGUGGGUCCACCAGCCGGUGCUCAGGCCAAUCCGCCUCUUUCACUCAGACCUCAUUGAGGCCCUCUCCAAGACUGUCUGGUACAGUGUUCCCCUCAUCUGGGUUCCCCUGAUGCUGUACCUUAGCUGGUCCUGCUACCGAAUCCUCGCCCAGGGCAACGUGCGGCUCUUCACGUCCUUCACCACAGAAUACUCGGUUCCCGUGCCCAAGUCCAUGUUCCCGGGCCUCAUCCUGUUGGGAAUGCUCUUCUGGACCAUCCUUGAGUACCUCAUCCACCGCUUCCUGUUCCACAUGAAGCCCCCAAGUGACAGCCACUACCUCAUCAUGCUGCACUUCAUGUUGCACGGCCAGCACCACAAGGCUCCCUUCGACGGCUCCCGCCUGGUCUUCCCACCUGCACCUGCGUCGCUGGUGAUCGCCUUCUUCUACAUGCUGGUGCGCCUCCUCCUGCCGGAGGCAGUGGGGGGCACUGUGUUCUCCGGGGGCCUCCUAGGCUAUGUGAUCUACGACAUGAUGCACUAUUACCUGCACUUCGGCUCGCCGCACAAGGGCUCCCUGCUGUACAACCUAAAGACCUACCACGUGAAACAUCACUUUUCCCACCAGAAGUCAGGAUUUGGCAUCACCUCCAAGCUGUGGGAUUACUUGUUCCACACCUUGGUCCCAGAGGAGCCCAAUCUGAAGACCCAGUGACCACGGUGCCCAGCCCUUGGUCCUGCCCCACCCCCACCCCUGCUGAGAAGGUUUGCUUGGCUACACAACAACGCAGGCUUGGUGGCAGUUGCUGGGGAGACCUCGAGCCAGGACUUGACCUCCUGACCCACCUCGGGGUGGCAGAUGGUCCUUGGGGACAGGCUCUUCCCUGGAGGAAACAUCUCAGCCUCUCCGCCAAGAGCCUCAGGCCACAGGAUUGCUCCAGGCCCCGCCCACCACGGCCACUCUCAGGGGCAUGAAGGGAACUGAUCCCUGGCAGUGGACAUCCCAACAGGUCAGCCCCAAGAUGGGGGCCUGCGGAGGGCAGGGGGGGCGCUGAGAACACCACCACCACCACCCCUGCCUCCUGGCACUUCCUGGAGAGCUUGGUGCUCCUGGGGAGGGGUGCCGAGGUGAGGUGGGGCUCUCACGACUGGACACCUCCAGGGAGAGCUGCCUGGCCAGCUUCAGAGCUAUCCACGGAUCCAGCUAUUGGGCUAGAUGCCUUCCCAGGGCACCACCCCACCACCCGCCCAGCCUCGCCAGCCCUUGCAGUGGGCCGAGGUGCAGCGUGGUGGCCUUGGGGCUGAGGGGAGCCCAGACCCCUGUCUUUCGGAACCAACAAUUGCUCCAGCCAGAACCACACAGGUUCUCCCCACGCGCGCGGCUGAAGGUGGUCUAUCUCUCGGGCAGAGCCCUCCCCCAGCUCUGCUUACUCGAGACCCUCCCUGCCAGGACCGCCUUUCACUGACAAGAAGCUUCUUGGGUGCCUUACCCCCACCUCUGGGUCCCUGCCCACCCACCCCCACCCCUACCCUGCAGACGAGAUCCAGAUGCCUCUGUGGCCUCACAACUGAAACCCUCGCUGCACAAAGAGGGUCUGCCAAUAGAUGGCAGCAACGGCCCGGGGCUGACCCAGGCCGAGUAGCUGGUCAGACCCGUCCUCUUUUUAAUUCUAAGUGUUGGUCCAACAUAAAAAUUAAAUAAAAACUGCUUUGCCUUAGUUUGGUCCCCCAAGCGAUUACUACUUGAAUCUUUUUAAAAACAAAACUUAAUGAGUGUAAAAACUAAGGAGAAGCCAUUUCAUCCUGUGAUUUGUAAUGUUUACUGCAGAGAUAUUUAAAGAUUUUGGAAUAAGUAACCCAUGACAACAGUUGUGAAAUAAAGAUGUAAAUAAAUUGUA
Molecule: messenger RNA, 2268 nt
Organism: Echinops telfairi (small Madagascar hedgehog)
Lineage: Eukaryota; Metazoa; Chordata; Mammalia; Afrosoricida; Tenrecidae
Gene: FA2H
Product: fatty acid 2-hydroxylase
Exons: 7
Coding region: 114-1085 (323 amino acids)
Biological process (GO): fatty acid metabolic process; lipid biosynthetic process
Cellular component (GO): endoplasmic reticulum; membrane
Molecular function (GO): iron ion binding; fatty acid 2-hydroxylase activity
Source: RefSeq, a predicted model, not a curated record